Drosophila takahashii is the source of this 3718-nucleotide messenger RNA. It is a transcript of the gene DCP2, whose product is annotated as decapping protein 2. Lineage: Eukaryota; Metazoa; Arthropoda; Insecta; Diptera; Drosophilidae. Gene Ontology annotation, molecular function: RNA binding; manganese ion binding; 5'-(N(7)-methylguanosine 5'-triphospho)-[mRNA] hydrolase activity. Gene Ontology annotation, biological process: deadenylation-dependent decapping of nuclear-transcribed mRNA; nuclear-transcribed mRNA catabolic process, nonsense-mediated decay. Gene Ontology annotation, cellular component: P-body; cytoplasm. The record is from RefSeq and is a predicted model, not a curated record.
GAGUGGUUUUCCCAGAUCUAAUUUCUAUACGCGACGCUGACGAGACGAGGAAGGCAAUUUUCGAGGAGUUGAAAAGCCCGUAAUAUAGUGCAAAAUAGUAACUAAAAUUAAGUGCAACGUGUAAAUAGAUAAAAAACGGAUCGCGACAAGUUCUCGAGCGACUAAUUCGAGAUUGAAAAGUGGAAAGUACGUGAAUAGGGCGAGAAAAGAAAACGCAAAACGUGAGGUUGUGUGCGUGCGAAGAGUUUUCCGUCUCCCUCGCACCAAAGUGGAGCGCACUCAAUUAUUUUGUGGAUGGAGUGGAACAACAACAACAACAGCAACAAUAAAAACGACGACACAGCAAUAACAGCAACAACAAACACUAAUGCAAAUGCAGAAAAUGUUAAGGAAAUCACAAAGAGAGCGAAAAGCGAGAGAACAAUAGCGAAAGCGUUAGAAUGUAAUGCAAUCGAUGCAUUAAAAUUAAAUAGAGUACAAGUACAGCAAUUAAAUUGGAAAUUCAAAUUCGUGCGACAAAAGCGGACGAUUGCAGAAAUUUUCGAAACUUGGCAGCCAUAUUUACUACAAAAACAACGCCGUUGUAAAAAUACGUGACAAAACGCUUACACACACACAUACACACGACGUACACCCACACGCUCGCACAUAAAAGAGAGAGGGAGAGAGAGAGAGAAAGAGAGACGCGAACGUGAAUUAACAAACAAACAAAAAUAUUUUGCGAUAAAGACAAACACAAAAAAAUUCAAUAAGUGUAUUACAUAAACAAACAGCGCCGAUAUCGAAAUAUUAUGGAAAUUGCACCACUGAUCAAUAACGCCGUCGCUGUCGUCACAGCCUCUGCCGUCGUCGCUGCCUCCGCCUCUGCCAACGCCAACGCCACGCUCAGCAGCAGCAGCAGUAGCAGCAAGGAGAAUGAUAACGUCAACAAUCUGGCGCUGCUCGCUUCGCUGACGUUACAAAAAGUGCUAAAUAUCAACAAUAACAAUAACCAGCACAGCAAUAACAACAACCGUAGCCACAGCAGCGAUAUCAAGCAACACGAGCAGCAACAAAAACAACAGCAACCACAACGACGAAACCUCGAUAUUAAGAGCGAGAAUGAUGUAUUAAACCAAUUGCUAAAAACUGGAGCAGUUUUCACCAAAACCGUCACGCCCACAGCGCCCAUUCCCAUCGAGAGGAAGAAGCAGUCGCAUCAGCAGCAGCAGCAGCAACUUCAAUAUGCCCAACAGCAACAUCAUCAGCAACAGCAGCAAUGCAGCGCACAGAAGCAACGCCUCAACUCAUCCAUAUCAUCGACCCACUCAUCGACAUCAACGAACUCAUCCUACGGCAGCUCAUCCUCGGAAGAUGCUGCAGCUGCAGCUGCAUCUGCAACUGCAACUGCCGCAUUGACAACAUUAACACCAAGAACAAACACCACGAAGGCGUCCAGCAUUAAGUUGCCAGAGAAAUCGAAAAUUCCGUCCGAUAUACUUGAUGAUCUGGCCAGUCGGUUUAUAAUCAAUGUACCGGACAUGGAGCUGAAUAAUCUAAUACGAAUGUGUUUCCAAAUUGAGCUGGCCCACUGGUUCUAUUUGGAUUUCUUUUGUGCCCCCGAAACUGGCGACGAUGGCGAGACCCCGAAAUGUGUCCAGCGAAAGCUGCCGACGGUGGGCAUCAAGCAAUUCGCCAUGCAGUUGUUCCAACACAUUCCCUUUUUGAACAAACACUUUGGCACCGUGGAUCAAAUCCUGGACGAGUGGAAGAACUACAAGCUGUCGGUGCCCACAUAUGGAGCUAUUUUGGUGUCCGAGGAUCACAAUCAUUGCUUGCUAGUGCAGUCCUACUUCGCACGCAACUCAUGGGGAUUUCCCAAGGGCAAGAUCAACGAGAACGAGGAUCCAGCCCAUUGUGCCACGAGAGAGGUUUACGAGGAAACCGGGUUUGACAUUACGGACAUCAUCGAUGCCAACGACUACAUUGAGGCUUUCAUCAACUACCAGUACACGCGGCUGUACGUGGUGCGAAACAUACCGAUGGACACGCAGUUCGCGCCCCGCACCCGCAAUGAGAUCAAGUGCUGCGACUGGUUCCGCAUUGAUGCGCUGCCGGUGAACAAGAACGAUGCCAUAUCGAAGGCCAAGUUGGGCAAGAACUCCAACUCCUUCUUCAUGAUUAUGCCGUUUGUGAAGCGCCUGAAGAAGUGGGUGAGCGAGCGGAAGGCGGGAAUUGAACCGCGUCGUCGCAAAUGCUCCGGCCAGCAAUCGCCGAAAGCGUCCACCUCGCCCACCAACAUGAACGGCAGUUGCAAGAAGGACGUCGCAGGAGAGUCACGGCGUCAGAGACACAAGUCAAUGGGGGAUUUGGAUGGUGUCAAGUUGAAUAAUCUCAAUGGCAAGGUGGCCGCUGGACCGGGAGCGGGACUAGGAGCGGCUCCCGCUUCCGCCGCCGCUGCCAUCAACUCUAUGAACAUUUGCAAUAGUAAUGGGAAACGCAAUAAACUAAAUGCGGCUGCGGGCAGCAAUCAAACAACGCCACUAACAACAGCAACAGCAGUGACAUCAAAUGGAGGCGGCACAAUAUCCUCGAAGCGUCAACUGUUCCAUAGCCAAAGUCAGAAUGAUGCACAGCAAUCGGCAAGCAAUGAGAAGAUUGUCAGCUCCUUUGAUUUGAUACGCAAGGAGAAGCAGCAACAACUUAAGGCAGCUAAGGCGCAGAAGCAACAGCAGCAGCAGCAGCAGCGAUUGCGCACCAAGUCCCAGAGUGACAAGCAGUACAAUCCACAGCAGCCAGUCAAGAUCCUGGGACAGCAGCAACCCACAACGGGCAUGGAUUUGAUAGCUAUGCUAUCGGCUGCGGCCGCAGCUCAAAAGACACCAAAGAACGAGCAGCAGCAGCAGCAGCAACAACGACCGCGACCAGCUUCGGUGUCGCUUAACUUUGGAGCAGGCAGUGCCGCAGGAGCCGCACCAUCUGCUCCGGAUGCCCAAGACGUGCACAAGCUGCAGCGCAUGGCCUCGGGCACUAAUUUGAGGAUUUUGAAGCGGGCCCAAUCGCAGCAACCGCAGCAGUUGCAACUGCAACAGCAACAGCAGCAGCAGUUGGGCACCGACUUUACGCCAAACUUCAAUUCGUGGACGAAUUUCUCUUUCACCAAGAACUUCAUAGCAAAUGUGUUUUGCUAAACUUUACCUUGAGUCAAUAUCUUCCUUUCAAAAUUCUCAAUCAAUGCAUUUCCCAGCAAAAGACCAGGUUACCGGGAACACCGAAUAGUUUAGCAGGCUCUGUGCAGUAUGGGAACUCGCGCUUUGGGGAACAGAAACUUUGGAGACUUGCCAGAAAAUGAAAGCAUGCCAAUUGCAUUUAACAAGUUCAUUUGUUAUAAAACUAACACUACAACUACCAACACUAUAGACAACUAAUCAUGUCUAGUCCUAGGCUUUGGAGACCAUGUAUGAAAGUAACGUUUCCCGAUCUCUACACUGGAGGUUUAACUUUUCCACACACACAUAUUCUGCGUUAGGGAACUUCAAGCACACUCAAACUCAAAAAUUGAAUGCGAUCAAUUGUAUAGACAUUUUUAUUACGAAAAACAACAAGAAUUUCAUACCAAAAACUAAAACAACAAGAAAAAACGAGAGUCUUCCGCUCAGCACAUGUAAGUAAUAUUUUGUAAAAACACUGCAAUCGCUGUUCGACACUAAGAUCAAAGUGAGAUCGAACAGAUUGAGUA